GACACUCCCUCAGGCUGUAAAUUAUGGGCACAUGCCUACUGAAGUGUGAUUUAUUAUUUUUAUAAAAAAGCCCAACCCUUACAUCCCRUGUUUUGCUGGAAAGAGGCUUCUUUGUGCACCAAGACUUUAAAUUGUGAGCAUCCAUUUACUUACUGCUUUCACUUCUUUGGAUUGAGUUGUUCAAGGAUCUUGAUCAACUCUUCUCACCAUGAAGAGUUUUGCUCUAUUUUUCCUAGUUUUGAUCUGUGGCAUGGGAGGAUUGGGACAGAAACUGAAGCCAAAGAAAAGAAGCAAUGGUGAAGAAAUCAAAUUUCGGACUAAAGCCAAAGAUGUUUGCAUUAUGAGGAGGAGUGGGGAUGACGAGGAGAUGAAACUUAGAAUUGACUGCAAAAGCCAAGGCAUGUCCUACUGGUGUGAAUUCACUGGCAAGCCAUCAGUGUGUCGUGCUUUCAGAAAUAAUCCAAAGAUUUACUGGAAUCAGAUUGCCAUGGAACUCAGAAAGAUCCCACAUGCUUGUGAAUCCACAGAMGUGUUGAAGAUCACCAUGUGCCAGAGGGCUCAUCCAGAGGCUCUCAUGAAGCAAAUAGCUGCUGGUGUGGAGCCAGAAGAUGUGGCAAACCAGGAAGAAUCGGUCCAGAAAGGUUUCAUUCCUAUGAGAGAAGCAGAGCAAAACUCUGACCCGAUGCAGCAUGGUCAAGGGUCUGAAAAUGAAACAGAAGCGAUGAAACUGGCACGGGAACAUUGCUGGGAAUCCCUGCAUGGUGUCUGCUCCUACAUCAUUGGCAUCUUUAGGGGUUAAGGAUUUGCUUCAGAGCAAMGUUACUACAGCUGAAGAAGUGUUCUUGCUGCAGUUUAAUAAUUUAGACAUAAGAAUUUUGGUUUAAAAAUGAGUAAUUUCUAUAAGUCUUGUAGCUGUUUUCUCUUUAAAUAAAAAAAACCAAAACUUUUUAACAUCUCUGAAAAAUGCAUGAAACUGAAGGGGCUAUGCUUAAAAUGUGAGGAUGAACUAACUCUCUGGGCUUGUUACACACCAAGGUGUACUGCAUUUAUAUAAUCAAGGAUCUGCUUGACCAUGCAUAGGUUUUUGUGUAUACUGACAUGUUUCAGUUUGUUGAAAGCUUUUAAUGAUGAUACAUUUAAUGAAAACAAU
This is a messenger RNA of Malurus melanocephalus (red-backed fairy wren), 1150 nucleotides long. It is a transcript of the gene FGFBP2, whose product is annotated as fibroblast growth factor binding protein 2. Gene Ontology annotation, molecular function: growth factor binding. Gene Ontology annotation, biological process: cell-cell signaling. The coding region runs from base 209 to 799 and encodes 196 amino acids. NCBI's taxonomy places the organism in Eukaryota, Metazoa, Chordata, Aves, Passeriformes, Maluridae. The record is from RefSeq and is a predicted model, not a curated record. The transcript is spliced from 2 exons.